This is a messenger RNA of Dermatophagoides pteronyssinus (European house dust mite), 1461 nucleotides long. RefSeq names its product transport and golgi organization 9 (gene Tango9). Lineage: Eukaryota; Metazoa; Arthropoda; Arachnida; Sarcoptiformes; Pyroglyphidae. Gene Ontology annotation, biological process: pyrimidine nucleotide-sugar transmembrane transport. The record is from RefSeq and is a predicted model, not a curated record. Gene Ontology annotation, cellular component: intracellular membrane-bounded organelle; Golgi membrane. Gene Ontology annotation, molecular function: pyrimidine nucleotide-sugar transmembrane transporter activity.
UCAUCACGUAUAGCAAAAGAUCUCUUUUUCUCUUUCUACGUAUACCAAGUGUGUAUUCUUUACAAGUAUCAAAUUUUAUCUAGGCGUUUUUUUCACAUUAAAUAUUUUCAUAUUAACUAUAUAUGAAUACGUAGCGUAUUGGUUGUCAUCAUCCAUCAAUCAAUCAAUCAAUCAUUUGGUCGAUUUUAAAUUAAAAUAUUUUUUCAAAAAAAACAAAACAAAAAGAUGGCCUGGACUAAAUAUCAAUUAUUUUUGGCUGGAUUAAUGAUUGUUACCGGAUCGAUUAAUACAUUAGCUACCAAAUGGGCAGAUGAUAGUAAAUCAAAAGGUCGUGAUGGUAAAAUAAAAAAAUUUAAUCAUCCAUUUUUACAAGCGGCGGCUAUGUUUUUUGGUGAAUUUCUUUGUUUCUUGGUAUAUAAAUUAAUGUAUCAUUAUUAUAUGCGACGUAAUAAUAAUGAUGCUGAACAAUUACCCGAAUCGAUUAAAGGAAAUAGAAAUUUUAAUCCAUUUAUAUUUAUGAUACCAGCAUUAUGUGAUUUAACCGCUACAUCAGUCAUGUAUAUUGGUUUAAAUAUGACUAGUUCAUCAAGUUUUCAAAUGUUACGUGGUGCAUUAAUCAUAUUUACCGGAUUGUUUUCCAUAAUAUUUCUUAAACGACGUCUUCGAUUAUAUCAUUGGUUUGGAAUGUUUUUAGUUAUUGGUGGUUUAAUUAUUGUCGGUUUAAGUGAUAUGUUAUCUAAAAAUGAAAAUAAUUCAACAAUUGGUGAUAUACUUAUUAUAUUGGCACAAAUUGUUGUUGCAACACAAAUGAUUGUUGAAGAAAAAUAUGUUUCCGGUUCAAAUGUAUCACCAUUACAGGCGGUUGGUUGGGAAGGUUUAUUCGGUUUUGUUAUAUUAUCCAUACUAUUAGUACCAAUGUAUUUUAUUAAAAUCAAAGGUGAAAUGUUUAGUACAAAUCCUGAUAAUCAAAUUGAAGAUGCUAUCGAUGGUUUUUAUCAAAUUUUUAAUAGCUGGGAAGUUGCAAGUGGUAUAUCCGGAACAAUUUUAAGUAUUGCAUUCUUUAAUUUUGCUGGCAUAUCUGUUACAAAACAAUUAUCAGCUACAACACGUACCGUAUUGGAUUCAGUUCGAACAAUUAUCAUAUGGAUAUUUAGUUUGGCAAUAAGAGUAGAAGAUUUUUCUUUUUAUAAAUUGGGUGGAUUUUUUGUAUUACUUAUCGGUAUGGCUAUCUAUAAUAGUGUAUUCAAUGGAUUAUUUUGUAAACAUAAUUCUGAAACAUUAGUUAUUAAUGAUGAAGAAGGUGAAGAAGCUGAUGCUACAUAUUCACAAGAUAUUAUUUCCUGAUUUAUUGAUCUUUUUAUAUUUUUUUUAUUUUUUUCAUCAACUACAAUUGAUUAAUGUAAAUCUUAUUUUUGUCAUAACUGUCAUUUUUAUAAUGAUAAUGAUGAUGAUGUGAUUAUU